ACACCAUAUAAGCUGGUUGACGUCCACGGAAAAGACUUCUUUGGUUCCCUCCACCCAUGCCAGCGGACAGAUGCUGAAGUUCCUUGAUCGGGUAGUCUGGAGCGGAGUUGGAGGCAUUGAGUCGUCUCGGGCAUUGCGACACUUGCUAGGUGUAUGCUCCAGAUGUGAAUCAGGUGGAAACUGAUACGGAGUGAGCCGCCAGUUAGGACAGAGAGCUGCUUCCGGGAGGCAUGUGUCGGCUGUUGCAGACCUAAUUUGAUUGUCAUGUUUGUCACUUGACAAUGCUUCCGCGCUCAAUGAACUGGCAGCACGAUAGAACAAGGUGUCGGCAGUGACGAACUUGGAGGCGACAUUGCGAAGUUUCUGUUACAUUAGAUUUGUCGUGAAGGCAUCAAUGCGAAUCGGACGUCGGCUGUAGAAGUUACAGGACUGCAUACUUCACUGCCAAGGGCAAAGUGUCACGCUUGUUAUUGUCCCACCGUCGAACCUGUUAAUCUCGAAUCUACGCGCACACACUGUUCCUGUGACUGUACAACGAAGGUGUUGAUUCGUUGGAGUAGGGGAGGACGCGCAGCGCAGCUCUUCACACUAUAUGUAGCGUGUGGAACCACUUUUCACCGAUAGGAUCGGGUUCGCAAGACAUUGAAUUUGAGGUCUUUUUCUUGUUGAUGGUCUCGAAGAAUAUUUAAAAGAUGGCUUCUGUCUCUGAAAACGUUGAGAACGUGUUGCGAAUUCCGCCUCUUUCCCCCUCUCGUCGUGAUUACUCUCUCCGAAGCUGUUCUGCAAAUGUUAGCGACUCAGACACCAGCCGUCCUCAGUCUCCCUGGCGCCCCCGUGACUCGCAGUUGCCAAGUCGCGAAGUGAGCACAUACCAGCUCUGUGAAGCAAGUCCUCCAGCCCUUGGUCGAUCCACGUACUACAGCGGCCCUCUUCCUGUCCUAUCCAAUGAGGUCGAUAUGUCUGGUAAUAGGAUGCGUUACUCUGGCCCCACUCCUCCGCCAUCUUUCUUCAGCGGCCCUCUCACUGGUUUCUCUUCCAGCACAAUUAACACCUUCGGAUUUCUGCCUAGAGCGAGGAGCACCGACCGGCAGUUGAGCGACGCCACUUUCUCUGAGGUACCUGAAGUAGGGUCCAGUCGCGGAAGCACCUCGGCAGAGGAUGUAGAAGAGGAACUCGCACCGGUGGACGUCGAUGAUAAUGUUUCCGAGUUUGUAGACAAUGCCACACACAGAUUACGCGGAAGCUGCGCGCCACCCAGAAUUAGUUCAAGAAUGAAGACGCACAUGCCGAAUCGUGCUUGUUUCAGUCAUGAGUUGGAGGUUGGUUAUGAGGUUGCGCAGCAGAGGCCUCGUGUCGAGAGAGCAUUCAAGAGCGGCGAGCUUGAAGCACUUCGCUCAUGUGCUGGUGGAAUACACAGCUCCAGCUCAGGGGUACUGAAUGGAGAACUUUUGAGAGUCGCUGAAGUGGUCGAUGCCCGCGAGCAUCGCAUGUCAUGGAAUGCUUUGAAUAAAGAUAACAGGCCUAGAUGCGAGAUGGCUGCAAUAGCUAUUCCAUUCAAAUGGGAUGAUGCCCCUGGGAAGGCAAGACAUGCGUUAAGGAAGUCGCACUCUCCCGCGUCUUCGAACUCAACGCAAUCACACAUUUGUGAGGAGAAGCUGAAGGAUUCCCAUAAUAGUGCCCCAAAUGAGUCAAGCUUCGAGAAUAGCCAUAGGAUGCAUGGUGGUAUUAGGAAAGGACCCGGGAAAUUUGAGAGUGAGCGCCGGAGUGAAGACCUAGAUACAUCCCGCAAUGCCAACGUUGCCCCUGCAGCCUCGAGUAUUGUAGACUCAUCAACCCCGUCUGCCAAGCCUGCACCUCAGAAAGCAGUUCGUUCCUCGGUCCCAUUUAAGUGGGAGGAGGAACCUGGUAAACCGAAGUUCGAGGAGAAGAUCGCCCUCGACCCUGCUCCGACGUUACAAUUGCCGCCAAGACUCGUCUCUGCAGCUGUUAAGUGUAACAGUUUUAGCAAACCUACGAUAUCGAGUAGGAGCCGCAGCAUGUCCAUCAUAUCAGGUAACCAAGUUCGGCCCGUGAAGCGUAAUGCAAGUGAACCACAAUCAAGGGAGUCGUCGGUGGGGAAACACUCCCAUCGAUCCCAGGAGGAAGCACCAUCACCGCAAUCAUACUCAUCACUACAACUGUCGCCGCAGAAUGGAAAUCAUUGUCACACUCAUUCUACCAACUUUCUUUCCGGUCCUUUGGACCAUACAGCAAGACCAAGUCGCGCUUCCAGCAAAGGCUCAUUAGCCUCUAAAUCAGGACCCAUCACGCAAUCCGGAUCACCACAGUGUCAAAACGCGGAGUUUCUCUGCGCAGCAUCAGCUCGUUCUCCCACAAGCACGCUCUGCGGUCCUGGCAGUGCACCUUCAUCUUGCUCCAGAGAAAGUACGCGUACAUCUUUGAGUGCACCAUGCUCACAUUCUUCGUCGGGCACCUCCGUCGAACUGUUCGAGCAUUGGUCAUACGAGGAUCAAGCCAGCCCUCUUUCAACGUCUAGGAACCCUUCAAAGGACUUCGAAUCUCAAGGUUCUUCUCGGUCGGCUUCUGUUAGAAGCCAUGACAAUGUUAAAACACAUAAUGUCUGCGAUGUACCGAAUCGGAAUCCGAGGAUAUUGCAGUCGAAGAUGUCGAAGCCUCCUGUUCAUUCUUCUCACUCUGCAGCUGCUGCGUCUUCGCGUACAGUGAAUGUGAAUGAAUACUCAUCGCACGAAGAGGAGUUCUGGAGUUCUCAAAGUUCACCUUCAAGGCCACCCUCGAAGCCGGAGGACGAGUUCUCAAGCACCGCUAAGGAAGAUGUGAUUGAGCUUGAACCACCUACACGACUACCGUACAAGAUGCCUUCUCCUCGAACACCGGACCCUGUGGUUAAGUCGGAACCCCAUUCAUCAACUCGAACGGUCUCUGAGCACCCGGCUUGCUUCCCCAGAUUCUUCUCGAAGGGUGAGCCAGGAUCUAAAACAACGCCGUGCUUCUGGGUUGAGAAUCCCUCCUUUCAUGCGCAAGCGAGUUAUAAGGAAGACGGGCAAAAAUCUCCAGCGUACAAGGCCACCCUAGAACUGUUGUCGCCUUCGCCAGAGUCAUCGAAGAAAAGCCCGUCGCGCCAGUCGAAAGUUGCCAAGCUUGCAUUGUCAAGCUCACGGCGAUGGCACAUGCACUUUUCUUCACUCAAGUCAAUGCUCCAGAGGAGGUCAUAGAGCGGCGUUGAAAUGGACACAAUCCUUUCUUCUUGAUGAAGAUCAGUGCUCAAAGGGACAUCAAUCAUACGUGAGGUCCUGCCUGCACAGAUUUAUCAGAAAAAAAAAAAAAAAAAAAAAAAAAAAACGCAUUAGCUCGUCUACCGACUAAUCUAUUAAUCGAUAAUACACCUGUUGAGUAUGCGGAGUUUAUCAACAACAAUCGGACACAAGAAAUCAAUUCUUCGACACUCGUUCCAAGAGUGUUAUCGAGCAACGCCCCGCAACCACUCCGUUACCAACGACACAACGCGUGUAUGGUUUUACACACUGCGCAAGUGCACCGCGGAGGCCGUUUCCGUAACUCAUUUCUUUGAAUUAUUUUGACCCCGACGAUCCAUAUUUAGCUGGAGAGAGUACUGUACAUUAGGAAACCAACAGGCAGACAGAUUAUUUAGCGCCACUCUCGAUGGUGCUCAUUUUCAUUCCGGAUGAGAGAUUCACCAUUGGACUGCGAUCGCAUCCGAUCCGUCCACAUCGAGUUAGAGUCGAGCUCUUCUGCGAGAAGUAGGAUAGAGCGAGGUGAUGCAACCUCGUGCACAGCAAUGCACUUGUUCUUUCAAGAAUUUACACCAUAAUAAAACACGAAUUCAAGUUC
Messenger RNA from Physcomitrium patens, 3870 nucleotides. RefSeq lists its product as uncharacterized. Lineage: Eukaryota; Viridiplantae; Streptophyta; Bryopsida; Funariales; Funariaceae. The record is from RefSeq and is a predicted model, not a curated record.